AUGUCCCAUGUGGAAACAGAAAAUCAUAAGGCUUCUGAGGCAAGCCUGCAGGAGAGUAUAUGCACUAUUGGCAAGGGCACCUUGGGAAUAUUUAGGAAGUCAGAUGAGGUAGGCAAAAACUCUAGUAGGAGCACUGUAAAGAAAAGGGGGCCUACAUGGAAAAGGAAAGCUAGGGAGCAUCAUAUAUCUAUGCUUCUGCAACUAGAACACAACAGUGAACAAGUUCUUUUAACUGGUUUUUAUGGCUCGCCAGUAACAGCUCAUAGGAAAGAAAGUUGGAAGCUUUUGAAAUUUUUGAAACCAAGAGAGGGUCUAGCAUGGCUAUGCUUUGGAGAUUUCAAUGAGACAUUGCACCUACAUGAGAAGCAAGCGGGAGCUAUGAGACCUUACCACCAGAUGGAAGAGUUUAGAAGCAGUUUGGUUCUUGCAGCACAAUCUUCAGAUCAUAGCCCACUAGUAAUGCAUCUUAAGAAGGGAGGGAGAAGGUAUGUCAGUAAUGGGAGUGGUAAGGAGCGAAUCUUCAGAUAUGAAGCUUCCUGGAAAUUGCAUGAAGAAUGCAAUGAAGGUAACACAGGAACAAAUAAUGGUAUUAUCAAGGAAGUUCAGCUGGAAAUUGACAAGCUACUGGAAGAGGAAAAUGUCAAAUGGAAACAAAGGGCAAAGCAAGCUUGGCUCAAAGAUGGAGAUAGUAACUCUAAGUUCUUCCACAGAUGUGCUAAUCAGAGGAGGAAAACUAAUGAGAUCAAUUGCUUGGUUAGAGAAGAUGGUAGCCUGACCAGGGACUUAGAGGAAAUCUCUGAGUGCUUUGGGAAUUACUACCAAUCCCUUUUCUCUUCAAGCAAUCCUGUGGGAAUUGGUGGGUGCAUAGCCAGGCUUGACAAAAAAGUGGAUGGGAACAUGAACACCUUACUUGAUGCAGAAUUCUCGGUUAGUGACGUAAAAGAAGCUUUGUUUCAGAUGAAACCCCUCGGUUCCCCUGGACCAGAUGGAUUCCCUGCUGAAUUCUACCAAGCUCAUUCGAACAUUGUUGGUGAAAAAGUUACUCAAGCUGUUCUAGAAGUUCUCAAUUCAGGGGGAGAUAUCAGUGUGGCUUUUGAAACCAUGCAUUCUAUGUCAAUUAGAGGAGGGAGACAACAAAGUCAUAUGGUCAUUAAGCUUGAUAUGAGCAAAGCAUAUGACAGGAUUGAGUGGGGCUUCCUACAUGCAGUUAUGGUAAAGCUGGGAUUUUCUGAGAAGUGGAUUAGGUUGGUUAUGGGCUGUGUAUCAAGUGUGUCUUACUCUCUGCUCAUUAAUGGUUCCUCCCAAGGUUUUUUUAAACCCUCAAGAGGCAUUAGACAGGGGGACCCCCUCUCCCCAUACCUAUUCCUGCUAGUGUCUGAAGUGCUUAGUAAUCUCCUUAACCAUGCUGAAAGGAACAAAAGAAUUCAUGGAUUUCCUGUAGGCAAGGGCCAGAUCAACAUUAACCACUUGCUUUUUACAGAUGAUUGCUUGUUGUUUUGUAGAGUAAAAGCUGAGGAAUGGGCCACUAUUAACUCUCUACUCAGUAUUUAUGAAGGGGCCUCGGGUCAGAAGAUCAACAAAGAAAAAACUUCAAUCUACUUCAAUGCAAACACUAGACCAGAAGCUAAAGACUACAUAUUGGGGAUUGCUAGCACCAGAGCUACCACGUGCUAUGAGAGGUAUCUUGGUCUGCCUUCUCUGGUGGGUAGAUCAAGGUACAAAUCCUUCAAAAGUAUUCUUGACAGAGUAAGAAGCAGAGUGAGCAACUGGAAGACAAAGCUCCUAUCACAGGCAGGGAAAGAGAUUCUCCUCAAACCAAUCAUCCAGGCUCUUCCAACGUAUAGUAUGGGAGUUUUCAAGCUCCCAAAGGUGAUAUUGAAGGAAAUUAACAAGGUGAUGAACCAGUUCUGGUGGGGCCAACAAGACAAGGGAAAUAAACAAGCUUGGCGCAUCAUCCAGUUCCCUGCAUCUCUAGCCUCCCAAGUACUCAAGGCAAAAUACUUCAGGAACUCUAGCUUUCUUCAUGCCAAAUUGGGGGCUAGACCAUCACUUAUUUGGAGGAGUAUUUGGUCCUCAAGGGAUCUCAUUGAGAAAGGAUCUAUGUUGAGAAUUGGUAAUGGAAAGGAGACCAAAAUAUGGAAGGAUAGAUGGUUACCUCAACCAUCAUCCUUUAUGGUUCAGAGACACGGGCAAGACAUUGUUGAGGAAGCUUUGGUAGCUGAACUAAUAAAUGAAGAAACCAAGCAGUGGGACAGAGAAAAGAUCUUAAGGUUGCUUCGCCCUACAAAUGCUGUAAUUAUUCAGAAGAUUCAUGUUCCCAAUGCAGUUAAGGUUUUCCUGUGGAGAUCUUGCUUAGAGUCAUUGCCUACCAUGUUAAAUCUUUUCAAGAAGAAGAUAGUGAGCUCUCGUUUAUGCCCAGUUUGUUGCAGUUCUGAUGAGACAGCAGGCCAUAUUUUGUGGAACUGUCCCUCAGCCAUGGAUGUAUGGAGUUAUGGACCAAAAAGACUCCAAAAGAGAUCUGUGAGGGCAGAGAGUUUUGUCAAGAUAAUUAAGGGGUUAAAGGACCAAUGUGAUAUACAAAUGUUGGGGGCUUUUGCUUUGACAGCAAGGGAUAUCUGGUAG
Carya illinoinensis is the source of this 2622-nucleotide messenger RNA. RefSeq lists its product as uncharacterized. The record is from RefSeq and is a predicted model, not a curated record. The coding region runs from base 1 to 2622 and encodes 873 amino acids. The transcript has 7 exons. NCBI's taxonomy places the organism in Eukaryota, Viridiplantae, Streptophyta, Magnoliopsida, Fagales, Juglandaceae.